Messenger RNA from Triplophysa dalaica, 3337 nucleotides. RefSeq names its product tnf receptor-associated factor 4a (gene traf4a). Bases 374 to 1786 code for a protein of 470 amino acids. Gene Ontology annotation, biological process: regulation of apoptotic process; activation of NF-kappaB-inducing kinase activity; signal transduction. NCBI's taxonomy places the organism in Eukaryota, Metazoa, Chordata, Actinopteri, Cypriniformes, Nemacheilidae. Gene Ontology annotation, molecular function: zinc ion binding; protein binding. The transcript has 7 exons. The record is from RefSeq and is a predicted model, not a curated record.
GGAUUCGAGCUUUGUCUCCAGGCUGUCAGUGAUAUCUCGACAGACAGGAGAGACGCGCGGUAAAUGUUUCUCAUUGAGCUCGUCGUCUCGCUUUAUCCGUAGCGCUGCAUUGACGGACUCGUCGUAUAAACACGUCGCGGGGUUCAGACUGUCAACCCUAUGCGGGAUCGAGCGGCGUUGCUCGGAAGAGAAAGCCGAGACGGAACAAUACCGACCGCUUAGAAGGAGAGCGCUUGUGUCUCGUCGGCAAGUGAAUAUCAAUUUUCACCCGAGCGCUUUAAACGGAUUCGGACUGUGACAGCACGUCAACCAGCAUUACUGGAGAGGAACAUAAACGCCAUUUCUAUAGACGCUUAUUAAUAAAAACACAGCAAUGCCGGGGUUUGACUACAAGUUCCUGGAGAAACCCAAAAGGCGCUUUCAGUGCCCUCUGUGUAGCAAGGCGAUGAGGGAACCCGUCCAAGUUUCCACAUGUGGACACAGAUUCUGCGACACCUGUCUGCAGGAAUUUCUCAGUGAGGGGGUCUUCAAGUGCCCGGAGGACCAGCUCCCACUGGAUUAUGCCAAGAUCUAUCCUGACCCUGAGCUGGAACAGCUGAUACUGGCGCUGCCCAUCCGCUGUAUUCACAGUGAGGAGGGCUGCCGCUGGACCGGCCAGAUGAAACAGCUACAGAGCCACUUCUCCACCUGCGCCUUCAACGUGAUCCCCUGCCCCAACCGCUGUGCUGUCAAGCUGACACGGCGUGACCUGCCCGAGCACCUGCAGCACGACUGCCCCAAACGCAAGGUCAAGUGCGAGUUCUGCGGCAGCGAGUUCACGGGAGAGGCCUACGAGAACCACCAGGGCAUCUGUCCACAGGAGAGCGUCUACUGCGAGAACAAGUGCGGAGCGAGAAUGAUGAGGAGACUCCUGUCCCAGCACACCAUGACCGAAUGUCCCAAACGCACCCAGCCCUGCAAGUACUGCGGCAAGGAGUUCGUCUUUGACACCAUCCAGAACCAUCAGUUUCACUGCCCUCGCUUCCCUGUGCAGUGUCCCAAUCAGUGCGGCACACCGAACAUCGCCCGGGAGGAUCUGCCCAAUCACGUGAAGGAGAGCUGCGGCAGCGCGCUGAUCCUCUGCCCCUUCAAAGAAGCCGGCUGUAAACACAGAUGCCCGAAAUUGGCCAUCGGUCGACACCUUGAGGAGAGCACAAAAUCCCACCUGACCAUGAUGUCCACCCUGGUGGGCCGCCAGCGACAGGAAAUCAUGGAGCUGAGACGGGAAAUGGAGGAGCUGUCAGUCAGCCACGAUGGCGUACUCAUCUGGAAGCUGACCGACUAUUCACGCAAGCUGCAGGAGGCCAAACUUCGCAACAACCACGAGUUCUUCAGCCCUCCCUUCUACACGCACCGCUACGGCUACAAACUGCAAGUAUCGGCUUUCCUCAACGGAAACGGCAGCGGCGAGGGGUCGCAUCUGUCAAUCUACAUCCGCGUGCUGCCCGGCGAAUAUGACAACCUGCUGGAAUGGCCCUUUUCCUACAAGGUCACCUUCUCUAUCUUGGACCAGAGCGACCCGUCGCUCUCCAAACCUCAGCAUAUCACCGAGACCUUCAACCCUGAUCCUAACUGGAAGAACUUCCAGAAACCGUCCAGCAGCCGGAACUCGCUGGACGAGAGCACGCUGGGUUUCGGCUACCCCAAGUUCAUCUCGCACGAGGAGAUCAAGAAGAGGAACUACAUCCGUGAUAACGCCAUCUUCCUCAAAGCUUCCAUAGAAAUCCCGCAAAAAAUCAUGGCUUGAGGAUGUUCGGCGAUUUGUCUUUCUAGAUGUCUUUGUGGGCCCUAAUUUGUCUGUUUUGAAACAGGACCGACUCGUCUGUCAGUUUGUCCGACUGACUUUAGGGGACCGUAGUGAAACGUGGAAGUGUUUGAUCUGAAAAAUCAUCACUUUGAAAUGUUUUGCUUUGUAACACUCUCUUCCUCAAUCUACAGCAGCGCCUUUGGACAUUCAGUAGUGCCUAGAACAUUUAUUUGAAUUUAAAUGUUAUUUUUCGAGCGUGAUUUAUGUUAUUUCUCAGACAGAGUAUGCGAUUGAAGCGAACUGUGAAAGGUUAAUCCUUGCACUUUGAGGAAGUUUAAAUAUUUGGAAAAAAGGCGACCGAGGACUUAAACACAACAGCUGGCAGUACUUCAAUUCACACACUCUUUUGUGUACACAGUUUUGUCUGGUAUUGGUUCUCUCAAUGGUGGGAGUCAACAGAACCUAGCAUUCCUGUUUAACUUGUUUUAAGUAAACUAACAAUGACUGUGAAGUAAAUGUAGCUAACUCCGUAUUGUAGGCUAUACGGGACUCCCACCUUCCAUUCGGGACUGACAGCAGAACUUGAAUCGAUGAGGGGUUCAGGAUUUUUCAGCCCGACCCGUGCACUCCGGUCCCGAUCGAAAGCCAUGAGAGAGAUUGUUUACAUUCAGUCUGAGGGCGUAAGGAGAGAAGUCAACACGGACCACUUUUUUGUACCGUAACCUGUAUUUUUAACCAGCAUGUGUUGAUGCAUCGCUACAUAUUGAGGCGAAUGAAAGGUCAAAGGAACCAAACUUUUUUAAACAUGUGAAACAAGGAACGCUGUUUAUAAUGAGUGGUUUUUAAAUGUGAACUCACAUGCUCGGUACACACUUUCUUUUUCUUCAUCCUGUGAUGCCGGUCACUGGCAGCUGACAGAUACUGUAGAAUGAAGGCACUCGCCACGGUCGCCCAAAAGUGCUGGUACCUCAGGUGCGAGGGCGUCGUAUUCGAGCGGCGCUGGUUGCUAUGGUUACCCGUGCCUGCAGGAAAGAAGCAUGUGAACGAGAGUUCUUCCAUGUGCCUGAGGAAGAUGAGCCUUGUGCAAUAUGGCUGCCAUUGCUCCAUACAGACAAGACUUUGUGGAUACUUCUUAUAUAUGUGAAUACUAAUAAAUGAAAAUUAAAUGCAAAAGCACAUGUAAUCUCGCUACAAUACCAGCUAAUAUUUUGCAAUGAUUUUGAGGAAACCUGGAAAAAAAAGACGUUUUUUUGCUAAGAUUCUGUAUUUUACAAAGUACCGCAGAUGUUUUCUACAACAUUUUUGGAAAUGAGUUGGGGGAGCGUACGUUGCCCCUUUACGGGAACUUUUUACGUUUCAUGUCCGUGGCAUUUGCUCGACCGUUUCGUUCGUCUGGUUUGGAUUUUGAGUAUUACGUCUGUAUUAUUUCCUCUUGAAAGUAUUUAUUUUGAUGCACCGUGACAUAAGCUCGAUAUGAGAGAUGGUGCAGAUGUUUUUGUAUGUUGAUUUAAUGAUUGCUUGUCGAAUAUCACUUGAAAUAAAACAGUGUCU